AUGAUCCAAAGAUCCAACGGUUCGGGUCGCAGGAUUCUCACGUACCCGGCGGUUCAUCCCUGCGAAGCCAUAGCUACGCUGACACUCCUGACGUCGCUCAUCGCUCUCACCCACGGGUCGUUGGGUCUUCCGGCCUCCGCGGUUCUGAGCUUGUCGGAGCUCCACUUGGCCUUCCAGAAAGUUCAGUUCUUGCUGGAAGACUUGGCCCGGGACGACGCCCGGGUAUGGAUGCUGAUGAAUUCGAGUCGCGUGGCGAGUCAAUUCCGUGUCCUGAGUCGGGCCAUGGGUACGGCUCUCGAUGUUCUCCCUCUCGGGUUGGUCAGCGCCGCCGUCGAGGUCAAGGAGCACGUGCAAUUGGUGGCCAGGCAAGCGCGAAAGGCGGGGUAUGAAGUCGACCCGGAUGAUAUUCGGGUCGCGUCGGCGGUAUGGUCCGUUUUGUCCGGGUUUGAGAAACGGGUCCUUCCGGGCGUGGGAGAUUUGAAACGGGUUCUUGAGUUUCUUCGGAUUAGGAAGUGGAGCAAGUGCGAGAAGCAAGUCAAGUUCUUGGAUUCGGAAAUUGGUCUCGAGAAUUUGGGGGAGGAGAAGAGAGAGGUGGCCUUGUUGAGCAGCCUGAAGCGGUUGAUGUGCUACUGUCGAUGUGUGUUGUUCGAUGCUGUCGAUGGGGAACGGGGUCGAAGAUCCGGCGGCGAGGCGGUGGGUUGCUUCAAUUUAGAAGAUUUCCGGUGCCCGAUUUCGCUGGAAAUGGCUGAUCCGGUGACGGUAUCAACAGGGCAGAGCUACGAUCGGUGCUCGAUUGCGAAAUGGUUCAGAGCUGACAAUCUCAUUUGUCCCAAGACAGGGGAGAAGCUCAAGAACACGGAAGUGGUGCCGAAUUUGGCGCUGAAGAGGUUGAUCGAGCAGCACUGUUUCGAAAAUGGUGGUGCGUUUGCUGAUUCGGGUCGUCGAAAUCUCGACAUUGGGAGGGCUAGGCUUGCAGUUGCAGGGAGUUUGGCAGAUGAGGGAGCCAUGCAAAUGGUGGCCGAGUUUCUUAAUGGAAGGCUUGCGGUUGGGACAGUAGAAGAGCAGAACAAGGCUGCUUAUGAAAUCCGGCUUCUUACGAAAACAAGCAUUUUUAACAGGUCUUGUUUGGUUGAAGCCGGUGUGGUUCCACAUUUGUUGAAGCUGUUGUGUUCAGCUGAUUCGGUGACUCAAGAGAAUGCCAUUGCAUCCUUGCUGAAUGUUUCGAAGUAUUCGAAAUGCAAGGCCGUGAUUGUCGAAAAUGGGGGUCUGAAUUUGAUGGUAGGUGUGUUGAAGAAAGGUCUCAAAUCAGAGACUCGUCAGCAUGCUGCUGGCACAUUGUUUUACCUCGCUUCGACCGAGGAGUACAGGAGAUUGAUUGGAGAAACUGCAGAUGCCAUACCGGCUUUGAUGGCGCUGAUCAAGGAUGGGACUGAUAGAGCCAGGAAAAACGCAUUGGUUGCGAUUUUCGGGCUCCUCACACACCCUGCAAAUCAUAGGAGGGUGAUAGCAGCAGGAGCAGUUCCUCUGCUCGUUCAUGUCUUAACAUUAUUUGAUAGUGAAGCUCUCGUCAUGGAUGCUCUGGCAAUUCUGUCAACUCUCGCAGAGAAAGCUGAUGGAUCGAUUGCAAUUUUGCGUUGCAAAGCAUUGGAUUCGAUUGUGGGGAUCCUGAACUCCUCCAUUCCAAGGGCGGGGAAGGAGUUCUGUGUAUCUCUGUUGCUUGCUCUUUGUGUAAAUGGCAGCGGAGAUGUGGUUGCUCUUCUGGCGAAGAGCACUUCGCUUAUGGGAACUUUGUAUUCCCAACUCAGCGAAGGCACAUCCCGAGCAAGCAAAAAGGCCAGUUCUCUCAUCAGGGUCCUGCAUGAGUUCCAUGAAAGGUCAUCCGGCUCAAUCUCUCCGGUUCUUCCACAAGAGCGAUUCGUUCACGUUAGGUAACCCCGAAUAUUAGUGGGGCGAAUUACAUGACUUGAUUCUUUUCAGGCCCUCCUGUAAAUCCAGGGUCCUGUGUAUAUAUCGUGUUAUUUUAGUUUGAUUUUCUUCUGGUUUGGUUUCGUUAUUGGCUUGGUUUUUCCAAGAGCUAAUGACUGUAUGUAUGAUAUGAUCAGCUUCUAUUUUUUUCAACGAAGCUUUGUCCAAAAUCAUUGUUAUAUUGCAAUGUAUUGUAAUUGUUUUACCAUUUAAAAUCACUAAUAAAUCAUUCAUGAUUGUUUCAA
Messenger RNA from Malus domestica (apple), 2210 nucleotides. The record is from RefSeq and is a predicted model, not a curated record. NCBI's taxonomy places the organism in Eukaryota, Viridiplantae, Streptophyta, Magnoliopsida, Rosales, Rosaceae.